Myotis brandtii (Brandt's bat) is the source of this 2109-nucleotide messenger RNA. RefSeq names its product FOS-like antigen 1 (gene FOSL1). The record is from RefSeq and is a predicted model, not a curated record. Gene Ontology annotation, biological process: regulation of transcription by RNA polymerase II. Gene Ontology annotation, molecular function: RNA polymerase II cis-regulatory region sequence-specific DNA binding; DNA-binding transcription factor activity, RNA polymerase II-specific. Gene Ontology annotation, cellular component: nucleus. The transcript is spliced from 3 exons. The coding region runs from base 805 to 1464 and encodes 219 amino acids. Lineage: Eukaryota; Metazoa; Chordata; Mammalia; Chiroptera; Vespertilionidae.
CAUGCCUUUGUCCGGAAUCGAACAGAGACCCUUCGGUCUGCAGGCGGAUGCUCUAACCAUUAAGGAAACCAUCCAGGGCACCACUUUUUUUAAAGUCACCAAUUAAACUGAACUCAAAGCUACUAAAGGGUACUGGACAGCCUGGGCGCUCUCCCUCCUGGGAGCGUGCCACAGCUUUCCCUUCCCCCUCCCUCUCCCAAACCUCCCCAGGCGCAUUAUCAUCAGCUUCCUAGCUCCCAAGCUCCAAGGCCCUUCCUUUACCUAAAAAUUAUAAUAAUAAUAAUAACUGCACAGCCUGGACCGAGAGCAGUGGCUCUUGACUUCCACAGCCUUCACCGGGCUCUGUCACACACAUUCUCUCACCUGAUUCUCACAGCUACCCUCGGAGUUAGGAGCUAUAAUUAUCCUCUUUGAAGAGUCUAGCUGCCAGGGCCCAAAUCCUACCUCCCACUUACUGGCUGUGUGUCUGAGGACAACUGUUUUCCUGUCUGAAAAAGAAGAUACUGUUGUGCAAAUUAUAUGAGUCAGUAUUUGUAAAGUGGUUGGGACAGGGCCUGGAAUUCACACUUUAUAAGUAUUAGCUCUGAUGGGGAAAUGGAAGUUCAGAGAGGUUAUGUGACUUGCCAAAAGUCACACAGCUCAGGAGCAGUCUCUCUAACUGAGGGUGGGUAGCAGUGUGGCUUUUAUCCGCGGGAAGCCCCCAAUUCACACAGACCUGACCCCUGGCCUUCCAUUUCUUUCCCUCAGAAGUUCCACCUGGUGCCAAGCAUCAAUGCUGUGAGUGGCAGCCAGGAGCUGCAGUGGAUGGUUCAGCCUCACUUCCUGGGACCCAGCAGCUACCCCAGACCUCUGGCCUAUCCUCAGUACAGCUACCCACAGCCCCGGCCUGGAGUCAUCCGGGCCCUGGGGCCACCUCCAGGGGUGCGUCGCCGGCCCUCUGAACAGAUCAGCCCAGAGGAGGAGGAGCGCCGUCGGGUGAGGCGCGAGCGGAACAAGCUGGCCGCGGCAAAGUGCAGGAACCGGAGGAAGGAACUGACCGAUUUCCUGCAGGCGGAGACCGACAAGCUGGAGGACGAGAAAUCAGGACUGCAGCGAGAGAUUGAGGAGCUGCAGAAGCAGAAGGAGCGGCUGGAGCUGGUGCUCGAAGCCCACCGCCCCAUCUGCAAAAUCCCGGAAGGAGCCAAGGAGAGCGACACUGGUGGCCCAGGCGGUGCCAGCAGCCCACCAGCCCCCUCCCGCCCUGUGCCUUGUAUCUCCCUCUCCCCAGGGCCUGUGCUUGAACCCGAAGCAUUGCACACCCCCACGCUCAUGACCACACCCUCUCUGACUCCUUUCACACCCAGUCUGGUUUUCACCUACCCCAGUACGCCUGAGCCCUGUGCCUCAGCCCAUCGCAGGAGCAGUAGCAGCAGUGGGGACCCAUCCUCUGAUCCCCUAGGCUCCCCCACCCUCUUGGCCUUAUGAGGCACUCUGGUGAUCCUCCCUGGCCCAUAUCUCCCCAUCCAUUGGUCCAGCUGGCCUGGGCUAUAUCCCAUGCUCAACCCCAGCAGGUUCUCCAUCCCUCCAGAUGAGACUGAGCCUAUUUUGCUUCCUGGCAGAGCCAGCUUGGGGCCACCAAAGCAGCUCAGUUUCUCUAGGGCUGGCCUCUCUAGCACAAUUUGCAUUAAAUCAGAGACGAACUAUUUCCCAUUUGUGCAAGAGAACUCCUGGCAGCCCCCAAGGACUUUAUAGACCUCUAGAGGUUUUCUGGAGCCCUAACCCCCUCCAGGCCUUCCCUAAGUCUUCAUUACCCUCUUCCUGUGAUCUACCCAACCUUACCCCCGGACAGAAGGUGAUAUGAUACCAGCCUAGAACACUAACUCAUCCAGCCCCACUGCCAGCAGCACCCGGUGAUUGAACCAGGGCAUUCUGCCGUCCCCUCCAGAAAUGGCACAGUUCAAGAGAGUGCUAGAGACUUCUGUGAUGAGCUGAGCUGCAGCCCCUGGCUCUGAGAAGACUUUAGCUCCAGGGAAUCUAAGCCUCCACUGCAAGGGCAGCUGCUAUUUAUUUUCCUAAAGAGAGUAUUUUUAUACAAACCUGCCAAAAUGGAAUAAAAGGCUUGAAGCUCUG